ACACUACCCAUAUACCACGUCACGUCUUUGAAAUUCACGUCAGCCCAAGACGAGUCACGCAUGACACUUGGACAUUACCAUUUCAAAUUUACAGUGCGACGUGCAGAUACAGCUAGCUAUAUGCAACAAAAAACAACUAGCAAACUGUCAUUUCAGACUGUCGUUUACGUAGUGCAUCCGAUAACCAUGGAAAUGUUUUUAAAAAGCUGUCGCAAUGUGCUGAAGGUAGGAACAUCGACUGUUUCUGGUGGUCGCUUCAUCCAUUUUCAUUUUUUUGUUUGUCUUAACGGCUAGCUAGUUAUGUAGUCGUCUUCUAAACACCUUCGACGUGUACAUUUGAUGGACAAAUUCAAUUAGUGGGGUUUUCAGAGAAAGCCAGCAAGACAUUACAUUCCGACUAGACGAGGGCAAUGUGACAGCACGGUCACGGUGUUGGUUGUGGGCUCGUGCAUGAGCAUAAAAGUUAUUCUCAGCCAGUUAUUGUGACGAUCAGUCAGUGAUAUAGCUAGCUAGUACUGCGUAACUAGCUGUUGGUUUCAAAUGAGUUCAGACUGAGACAGUUGUCACCGUACACUAGCUACAUUUGAACUGUACAGAACAUAAACUGUCAUUACAGCUAGCUAGUUGGCUAGCCAAGCUAAUUAGCGUUGUCACGUAAUCACAUAAUUGGCUGAAAUGUAACUCAUCCACUGCUUCAUUUUGUUGCAUGAUUAUAAAUUAAAUUGCAUUAAUAUAUUUCAGUGAUAUUCAAACAAAUAGAAUUGUUCAAUUGCAAUGGACCAUGAAAGUACGUUUGUUGUAGCGGCUGUAGGGUCAGGUGCCUGUCAGGUGUCAAUAUGCCCACGUGCAUUUUUUGCUUUACGUGUCCUGCAGGUCUGACACACUUACAUUACGGCUCAAUUUUCUAAAAUGUUCAGGGUCUUGAUACCAUGCUCUUAACCUUAAGGAAAAUAGGGCUUGUUUUGAACCCAAACAGUGCUAUCAAGAUUAGUGAGAUCAGGUGGUGUUUAUAGCGCCUCAGAGCAUCACACCUUAUUUACUUAGUGUUCAGUGAGGGGGAAGAGAAGUCUGGAGUGGAAAUACACAAACAUGCUGUCAGCACCAGCACACACAGAGGGCUUUUAGUGCAGAUGUACCAUCCAGUGUGUCUACAUGGGGAUGGGGUAGGGUGGGUUGAGAGAUAAGACUGAUGGGAUGGGAAAGACGGGUACGGUGCAUCUCAAUAGUUAACAGUGGCUUCCUCUCCUUCUGCAUCAAUCUGAAAACAUCAUGGAUAGAUGAGACUGGGUUAUAUCGUGGAUAGAUGAGAUUUAUGUCAUGGAUAGAUGAGAUAUAUCAUGGAUAGAUGAGAUAUAUCGUGGAUAGAUGAGAUAUAUCAUGGAUAGAUGAGACGGGGUUAUAUCAUGGAUAGAUGAGACUGGGUUAUGUCAUGGAUAGAUGAGAUAUAUCAUGGAUAGAUGAGACGGGGUUAUAUCAUGGAUAGAUGAGACUGGGUUAUGUCAUGGAUAGAUGAGAUAUAUCGUGGAUAGAUGAGAUAUAUCGUGGAUAGAUGAGACUGGGUUAUGUCAUGGAUAGAUAAGAUAUAUCAUGGAUAGAUGAGACUGGGUUAUAUCGUGGAUAGAUGAGACUGGGUUAUGUCAUGGAUAGAUGAGAUAUAUCGUGGAUAGAUGAGACUGGGUUAUAUCGUGGAUAGAUGAGACUGGGUUAUGUCAUGGAUAGAUGAGAUAUAUCGUGGAUAGAUGAGAUAUAUCGUGGAUAGAUGAGACUGGGUUAUGUCAUGGAUAGAUAAGAUAUAUCGUGGAUAGAUGAGAUAUAUCGUGGAUAGAUGAGACUGGGUUAUGUCAUGGAUAGAUUAGAUAUAUCGUGGAUAGAUGAGAUAUAUCGUGGAUAGAUGAGACUGGGUUAUGUCAUGGAUAGAUGAGAUAUAUCGUGGAUAGAUGAGACGGGGUUAUAUCGUGGAUAGAUGAGAUAUAUCGUGGAUAGAUGAGACUGGGUUAUGUCAUGGAUAGAUGAGAUAUAUCGUGGAUAGAUGAGACUGGGUUAUAUCGUGGAUAGAUGAGACUGGGUUAUGUCAUGGAUGCUCCCUGAGAAUGUUCUUUCACCUGUCUAGUUACUUCCGUGCAGUGCUCUGUUUACUCUUGAUCUGCAACAGUUGGCUGACAUCCAACUAUUAUCCCUUCGCUAUCCCUUCAUACUGUGUGCUCGGAGGGGACAGGAAGCAGCAUGUUAAUAAUCCCCUCACUGACUGGGAACAUUUUACAUUUUAGCAGACGCUCUUAUCCAGAGCGACUUAUAGGACCAAUUAGGGUUCAGUGCCUUGCACAGGGAUUUGAACCAGCGACCUUUCGGUUACUGGCCCAACGGUCUUAACCGCUAGGCUAUCUGCUGCUAGGCUCCAGGCUGUAGACCAGCUAAUUGUCACAUGACCGGCUUUUGUUAUGGCAACAAGCUGUCUCUGUUAGCCCCUAGCUGUGGCACCCAUGACUUGUGCCGCUGUCACAGAUGGUCACAGAUGGCCAUGCUCUGGGAAAAUGAAACACCCUACUUGUUUUUUCAGCUCCACAUUUGUAAAACAUUCAACAAAAACAUGUAGUGGAGUUAGCAGGCCGUCAUGUAGCUUAGCCAUUACAUCACAGUCUGCUCUACUGAGGUCAUUGACGGAAUUAGCCUAAGGCUAUUUGACAAGGAGCUAGCCAGAGCCUUCAGGCAGGGGAAAUGAAGUCAGCCCUUAGCUCAUCCACUUUAGGCUACGCUGGGAUCUGCCAUUGACCCUUCAGAAGAAGGCUAUUCAAACAGGGUCCAGGGUUUUACUCUAGGAUGGGGGACAUUGUGCAGAACCAGGAGUACCUCAUCUCCAGUGAUCAGCAUCAUUGUGACGUGCAUUGACAUUACAACACACACACAGCCAGGAUCCCUGUCCACAUAGCACUGUCCACUCAGUAAGACACAUCUGAUUGCCUUUGAAGGCCCAAUACAAGAGUAAUGGAUAGACUGCCCUGUAUUUUCUCAUAGUAAAUCCCCUCAUAGGAGUUGGAUACUCUUCUGACUGUAUCCAUCCCACUCUACACUCCUCAGGGGAAUGCAGAGGGCAGCCCAGAGUUCCAUGUGGUCCUGGGGAACGAGGCCUGCGACCUGGACUCCAUGGUGUCGGCUCUGGCCUACGCAUACUUCCUGUCCAAGGUGAGAGUAACCCACCCCAUCAUUUGGGCCCCGACCCAUGUGUUGAAAAUGGUUCAACAGAGCAAGCAUCAGGUGUUAUUACACCUCUCUCCCCUCCCAGACACUUGAUUCUGGGAAAAUUCCUCUUCCCGUUCUGAACAUUCCCCGGCAAGAGUUCCCGUUGCGCACGGACAAUGCCUUCCUGCUGAGAGAGAGUGGCCUCUCCCAGGAUGACCUGGUGUUCCGGGACGAGGUGGACCUGGGGAGUCUACACCGGGCCGGCCGGCUGGACCUCACACUGGUGGACCACAACGUGCUGCCCAGGUCAGUGUCAACCAUGACACCUUAACCCCUGUCCACUGACAGUCAUCCAGGACGUAAACACUUCCCCAUGUGAUCAUCACCUGUAUCUCUACAAAAGCUACACUGACCUAGAGACUCAUUGAAAUAGCUUGACUAAAGUCCCUGACUGACUGUGUGCCUCUCUGUUGCAGCUCUGACCGUGAUCUAGAGGAGGCGGUGGUGGAGGUGAUCGACCAUCACCUCCUGGAGAGGAAGCCCUCUCCCUCCUGUUCCGUUACCAUGGAGACGGUGGGCUCCUGCACCACCCUGGUGACAGAACGGAUCAUCCAGAAAGCCCCUGAAGUCCUCGACCAACAGGUGGCCCAGCUCUUAUAUGGUAACCAGAAUUAUAACUGAUGUAUGUGGGAAAUCAUGUCUGUUAGUAUUGUACUGUGUGAAGAGACUGAGACAUCCUGUUCUUUGUGAUGAUCGCAGGCACCAUAGUGUUAGACUGUGUGAACAUGGCCCCAGAGGCAGGGAAAGUCACCCCUAAAGACAGCCAGUACGCAGUCCUCCUGGAGACGCGCUUCCCCAACCUGCCACCAAGGGGCGUCCUCUUCCAGUCCUUGCAGAAUGCUAAAUUUGACGUGUCAGGUAAACGCCCCCAGGAUUAAUACCUAAAGCUCAGCCUUGUAGAUGUGAUUUUUGCCUAUCAGAUUGGAAUGAUAAUCAUCCCAUGAUAUCAAUGCAAUGCUCGUAUUCCCUUGUCCCCAGGUCUCACCACAGAACAGAUGCUACUGAAAGACAUGAAGGUGGCAUCGGAGAGAGAUUUGAAACUGGCAGUCAGUGUGAUAUAUAUGACACUGGAGGUGGGUGUGCAUCUUAACUAUUGAAUAUGUGAUACAACAGAAGGUUAUAUCUACUACUGGUGGAUAAUAACAUGGUUCAAAUACUUGUUAUCUUGUACAAACCCCAGUUCUGCUGCAGUAUGCCAUCUCACAAUGCACAUAUUUCACCUAUGAAUUCUUUGCAGAAUCUCACUUCUGAUCUAAACUGAACACAGGCCUCAAGUUAUCAGAGCCUUUCCCUGUGUUACUGCCAGACACACCCUUCAGACUCUUCCCUGUGUUACUGCCAGACACACCCUUUAGACUCUUCCCUGUGUUACUGCCAGACACACCUUUAGACUCUUCCCUGUGUUACUGCCAGACACACCCUUCAGACUCUUCCCUGUGUUACUGCCAGACACACCUUCAGACUCUUCCCUUGUUACUGCCAGACACACCCUUCAGACUGCUUCCUGUGUUACUGCCAGACACACCUUUAGACUCUUCCCUGUGUUACUGCCAGACACACCCUUCAGACACUUCCCUUUGUUACUCCCAGACACACCCUUCAGACACUUCCCUGUGUUACUGCCAGACACACCCUUCAGACUCUUCCUUUUGGACUUACUCUUCCGACCAGACACCCCUUCAGACUCUUCCCUGUGUUACUGCCAGACACACCUUCAGACUCUUCCCUGUGUUACUGCCAGACACACCCUUCAGACUCUUCCCUGUGUUACUGCCACGCCACUUAGACUCUCAACGUGUGGUGUUGCACCUAGUCAUUCAGAUCAUCAUACCACUGUCCAAUCCAUUUAGACUCUCCCCAUGUAAUGCAGCACAGUUUUUCCUGUCUAUCCCGAACUUAUAAUCGGGACUGCAACACACUUAGAUUUCCCUUGAGUUUUACUGCAGAUUCACAAACCAACGAUUACUUAUGUUUAUCCGCCUCACUCCCUUUGUUACUCAGACAACCCUUCAGAAGCUUCUGUAGUUCUGCCAAAACACCAGCUCACCCUGGUGUUGGCCACUUCGAUCUCAUUCUGUGAUAACCAAGACACCCUUCAGACUCUUCAGGUCUACUGCCAGAACACCCUUCAGGAAUCGGUAGAACUGCCAACCACCCAUUUAGACACUGUCCCUUGAUACUAGACUACACGUUAAAGAAGUAAUCUUGUGUUGAUAGAACGCCUUGAUCGUCAUUUUGUUUAUUCUGCCAGCAAUUUGACUUGUCACCUGUGGUAUUUUGCCGCAGAUGACCUUCCUUUGGACAAGCCCGAACCCCAGAUCUCCUUGUACCCAGACACCCUUUCAGACCUCACUCAGACACUCAAAACGUGAAGGUGAUAUGUUGCACCUAGUUCAUGAAGAUCACUCAUACCACAUGUCCAAUCAGGUGGAACCACCCACAAGUAAAAAGGCGCAGGGUUUGUGUCUGUCUGAUCAUGUGAACUUAAUAAAGGGACUUAACAGGUGCACUUGAGUUUAUACUGAGAUUCACAAACAAACUGUAAUAUCUAUAAAUGUUGUCCCUCAGGCUUUUCUACAGAGACAAAGCUUACAGCAAGAGCUCUGUGAGUUCUGCCACAAACACAGCUACAACCUGGUGGUGGCCAUGACGAUCUCCUUCAAUGAUAACAAGGAGCCCUUCAGGCAGCUGGCAGUCUACAGUUCCAGCACCCUCUACAGGGAAGAGGUAGGAACUACACCAUCCCAAUCAGACAUGAUCCCAUAGAGUUGACUAUCUAGAGUUAAAGUAAUUAUGAAGUGUUGAUAGUAAGCUUUGGAUUGCCAGGUUGUUGUUUAUUUUACAAUGUCUAUUUUAUAUGAUCAACUGAAUGGUAUUUUUUGUCCUGCAGAUGAGCCAAGCCUUGGAGCAAGCCCGGAACCCCAGUCUGAUCCUGAGUCCAAUGAGCAGCCCUUACUCGGACAUCAAGGCUUAUCUCCAAGGCAACACGUUGGCCUCCAGGAAGAAGGUGCUGCCCAUCAUCAAGGACUUCCUGAGGGACAGGGAGCGAAGCGCGGUGCAUUGUGGGAACCUGGAGGAGAGCUACGAGUCACCACGGCAACGGGCAUGCACUGAGGACGCUGGGAUAGAGGAGGACUCUCACUUCCCCCCCACCCCUAUGAACAGUCUGGUUGAGGGCUGUCCCCUUGACAACGGGCUGCCCAGGAUCAGCGCUGAAGCUCUGACGGAGAAGUUCAGCAACAUGGCCAGCCAAGAGGAGAACGCAGGGGGACACUGA
Messenger RNA from Coregonus sp. 'balchen', 6514 nucleotides. NCBI's taxonomy places the organism in Eukaryota, Metazoa, Chordata, Actinopteri, Salmoniformes, Salmonidae. The record is from the annotation of a GenBank genome assembly.